AGUAAAAUCAGUCAUGGCUACGGCUUCCCUGCAGCCAUGCUCAACUUUGACACGAUCAACACGUCUCGCCCUCAACUCAUCAACUGUCAACAGAGCAUCUAAGCGUCAGAUGCUUCAGGCAAUGGCAGUCUAUCCCGGCGUUUAUUCCAAGAGUAAAUUGGUCGGAAAACCAGUCCACAGUGCGGGAAGGUGGUCAAUGUCAUUGGGCAAGGGCAACUACCCUGAAAUUGAACCCAACCAACUUUCUCCGUCACAUAGGAUUGAGCAGUUCUACGCUUGCAUAAACAAUAAGAACAAAAUGGAACUUGGAGACUUCAUCUCAGACGAUUGCUGCUUUGAAGAUUAUUCGUUUUUUAAUCCAUUUCGGGGAAGAAAGGAGGUCAUACAUUUCUUAGAACAGCUGCUGGAAUGCACCGGGAAGAACGUGAAAUUUACAGUCGAAAGCGUAUAUGAGGGAGAUCAAUUCACAGUUGGCGUCAUGUGGCACCUAGAAUGGAAAGAUAAAUUCAUACCUUUUACCAGAGGGAGCAGCUUCUACGAAUGCUCAAAACAAGGACAAAGAUUAGUGAUCAAGAAAGCUCGAGUCAUGAUCGAGUCACCAAUCAAGCCAGGCAUGUUAUCGCUGACUCUGUUGAAGAUGGUCAGAACCCUAUUUGAUGAAUUCCCAAAGGCAGCUGAGGGUUUCCUACAGAAGCCCCAAGCUAUAGUGCAGCUGCUAUUAAAGAUUUACAUCAUAUUUCUGGAGCCUUUUGUCCACCCUAUUUUGCAGUGCUACAUCAACGUCUGGAAAAUUGUAGCUCAACUCCUAAGUAACAUAUUUAACAUUUUGCUCACAGUUUCAAAGAUCAUCUUCAAAUAAGGAACAACAGGAGGUUUAUUUGUGUGGGCAUGAUCACUGCACAUCUCAGUCAUCAUUGCUGCAGGAUACCAUUUCGAGCAAAGAGAGAACAAUGAAGGAGCUGCUCAGAAAAUGUGGGAGUGGAGCUCUGUUGAAGGCGAAAAUGGGCUCAGCUUGUCAUUCAUUGGUCUUGGACCUCCUGGCUACUCCUCCAUCCACGGCAUUAUUGUUUCUAUGCUUCUUUUUCUUUGAUCUGAAGUUGCCAUGAUUCCUCAGUUUUAGACACGAUGUAAUUGUGAUCAUAUAACUAAAUAUAUUUAAAUAAAGAAAGGACGUCCAGUUCCAGGU
Messenger RNA from Nelumbo nucifera (sacred lotus), 1186 nucleotides. Its product is annotated as Nuclear transport factor 2 (NTF2) family protein. The record is from RefSeq and is a predicted model, not a curated record. NCBI's taxonomy places the organism in Eukaryota, Viridiplantae, Streptophyta, Magnoliopsida, Proteales, Nelumbonaceae.